CCGUCCCCUCCCUCGCCGGCCCGGCCCCGCACGGCCCCGCACGGCACGGGGGUUGCCAUGACAAGCAUUUUCUCCCGUUAGCUCCGGGACCGCUCCCCCUCCAUCCCAUGGCCAGUCGCGGGGGCUCCGCCGCCAGCCGGGCGCCGUGGGACCGGAGCCGCUCCAGUUGCUGUGGUAUCCAGGGAGCCCUCCUCCUCCUCCUCCUCCUCCUCCUCCUCCCGCUGCAGGAGCUGCACGCCGGGCGUUGCUAAGGUCGCCUCCGCGGUAACAUGCACAUCCUGUUUACACCUUCAUCCCGACAACUUGGGCUCGGAUAGAGCCGCCCGUUCCCCCCCGGGAAGCCCCCAGGGAAGGGAGCAUCCCCCCCCGGAGCCGCCGGAGCGGCGAGCGAGGCCGCGCCAGGAGCGCCGCGCCGGUGGCACCGUCACUGUGACAAGAUGACGAACAACGUGGCCGACCACCACCCCGGGAACUCGGUGGCCGAGGGCAACCAUGAGGGGGACUUUGGGUGCUCCUUGGUGGAGCUCAGGAACCUCAUGGAGGUGAGGAGCGCCGAGGCCGUGGCCCGGAUCAACGACUCCUAUGGCGGCGUCCAGAACGUCUGCAAGAGGUUGAAGACGUCGCCGGUCGAAGGCCUGUCCGGGAACCCCACGGACCUGGAGAAGCGGCGUCAGGUCUUCGGCCAGAACUUCAUCCCCCCCAAGAAGGCCAAGACGUUCCUGCAGCUGGUGUGGGAGGCGCUGCAGGACGUGACGCUGAUCAUCCUGGAGAUCGCAGCCAUCAUCUCCCUGGGGCUCUCCUUCUACCACCCCCCGGGCGGGGACAACGAGCUGUGCGGGCAGUCCUCGGGCGGCGUGGAGGACGAGGGCGAGGCGCAGGCGGGCUGGAUCGAGGGCGCUGCCAUCCUGUUCUCCGUCAUCAUCGUGGUGCUGGUGACGGCCUUCAACGACUGGAGCAAGGAGAAGCAGUUCCGCGGCCUCCAGAGCCGCAUCGAGCAGGAGCAGAAGUUCACGGUCAUCCGCAAGGGCCAGGUGAUCCAGAUCCCCGUGGCCGAGAUCGUGGUGGGGGACAUCGCCCAGAUCAAGUACGGUGAUCUCCUCCCUGCGGACGGGAUCCUGAUCCAGGGCAAUGACCUGAAGAUAGACGAGAGCUCUCUGACUGGGGAGUCAGACCAGGUGAAGAAAUCCAUGGAUAAAGACCCCAUGCUGCUGUCAGGUACCCACGUGAUGGAGGGCUCGGGCAGGAUGGUGGUGACUGCCGUGGGCAUCAACUCCCAGACAGGGAUCAUCUUCACCCUCCUGGGAGCAGGAGAAGGUGACGAGGAGAAGAAAGUGAAGAAAGGUAAAAAAAGCGGAGCCCCCGAAAACCGCAACAAAGCUAAAACUCAGGAUGGUGUGGCCUUAGAGAUCCAGCCCCUGAAGAGCCAGGAGGGGGUGGAGAACGAGGAGAAGGAGAAGAAGAAGGUGAAGGUGCCCAAGAAGGAGAAGUCGGUGCUGCAGGGGAAGCUCACGCGCCUGGCGGUGCAGAUUGGGAAGGCAGGGCUGAUCAUGUCGGCCAUCACCGUCAUCAUCUUGGUGCUCUACUUCGUCAUCGACACCUUCGGGGUGCAGAAGCGGCCCUGGCUGGCCGAGUGCACCCCCAUCUACAUCCAGUACUUCGUCAAGUUCUUCAUCAUCGGCGUCACCGUGCUGGUGGUGGCCGUGCCCGAGGGGCUCCCGCUGGCCGUCACCAUCUCGCUGGCCUACUCCGUCAAGAAAAUGAUGAAGGACAACAACCUGGUGAGGCACCUGGACGCCUGCGAGACCAUGGGCAACGCCACGGCCAUCUGCUCGGACAAGACGGGCACGCUGACCAUGAACCGCAUGACCGUGGUGCAGGCCUACGUGGGGGACACCCACUACCGCCAGAUCCCCGACCCCGAGGCCAUCCUGCCCAAAACCCUGGACCUCAUCGUCCACGGCGUGGCCAUCAACUCUGCCUACACCUCCAAAAUCCUGCCACCAGAGAAGGAAGGGGGGCUGCCCCGCCAGGUGGGCAACAAGACCGAGUGUGCCCUGCUGGGCUUCGUGCUGGACCUGAAGCAGGAUUACCAGGCUGUGCGCAACGAGGUGCCCGAGGAGAAGCUCUACAAGGUGUACACCUUCAACUCGGUGCGCAAGUCCAUGAGCACGGUGCUGAGGAGCAGCGGCGGCGGCUUCCGCAUGUACAGCAAGGGCGCCUCCGAGAUCAUCCUGCGCAAGUGCACCAAGAUCCUGGACAAGAACGGCGAGCCGCGGCUGUUCAAGGUGAAGGACAGGGACGAGAUGGUGAAGAAGGUGAUCGAGCCCAUGGCCUGCCACGGGCUCAGGACCAUCUGCCUGGCAUUCCGGGAUUUCCCUGCGGAUGCAGAGCCCGACUGGGACAGCGAGAACGAGAUCCUGUCUGACCUGACCUGCAUCGCUGUGGUGGGGAUCGAGGAUCCCGUGCGGCCCGAGGUGCCCGAUGCCAUCCUGAAGUGCCAGCGCGCGGGCAUCACCGUCCGCAUGGUGACUGGGGACAACAUCAACACUGCCCGGGCCAUCGCCACCAAGUGCGGCAUCCUGCUGCCCGGGGAGGACUUCCUGUGCCUGGAGGGGAAGGAGUUCAACCGGCUCAUCCGCAACGAGAAGGGAGAGGUGGAGCAGGAGCAGCUGGACAAGAUCUGGCCCAAGCUGCGGGUGCUGGCGCGCUCGUCCCCCACGGACAAGCACACCCUGGUGAAAGGAAUCAUCGACAGCACCGUGGGUGACCAGAGGCAGGUGGUGGCUGUGACAGGGGACGGCACCAACGACGGCCCAGCCCUGAAGAAAGCAGACGUUGGGUUUGCCAUGGGCAUCGCGGGCACGGACGUGGCCAAGGAGGCCUCGGACAUCAUCCUGACAGAUGACAACUUCACCAGCAUCGUCAAGGCCGUCAUGUGGGGCCGCAACGUCUACGACAGCAUCUCCAAGUUCCUGCAGUUCCAGCUCACCGUCAACGUGGUGGCCGUCAUCGUGGCCUUCACCGGGGCCUGCAUCACCCAGGACUCACCCCUGAAGGCCGUGCAGAUGCUGUGGGUGAACCUGAUCAUGGACACGUUCGCCUCGCUGGCGCUGGCCACGGAGCCGCCGUCGGAGUCGCUGCUGCUGCGCAAACCCUACGGGCGCAACAAGCCGCUCAUCUCCCGCACCAUGAUGAAAAACAUCCUGGGCCACGCCGUCUACCAGCUCACCAUCAUCUUCACCCUGCUCUUCGCGGGGGAGAAGUUUUUCGACAUCGACAGCGGCCGGAACGCGCCCCUGCACUCGCCCCCCACCGAGCACUACACCAUCGUCUUCAACACCUUCGUGAUGAUGCAGCUCUUCAACGAGAUCAACGCGCGCAAGAUCCACGGCGAGAGGAACGUCUUCGAGGGCAUCUACCGCAACCCCAUCUUCUGCACCGUGGUGCUGGGCACCUUCUUCGCCCAGAUCAUCAUCGUGGAGUUUGGUGGGAAGCCCUUCAGCUGCUCUGGGCUCACCCUGAGCCAGUGGUUCUGGUGCAUUUUCAUCGGAGUGGGAGAGCUCCUGUGGGGCCAGCUGAUCUGCACGGUGCCAACGAGCCACCUGAAGUUCCUGAAGGAGGCAGGGCACGGCAUCACCAAGGAGGAGAUCCCCGAGGAGGAGCUGCCCGAGGACGUGGACGAGAUCGACCACGCGGAGAUGGAGCUGCGGCGGGGGCAGAUCCUGUGGUUCCGGGGGCUCAACAGGAUCCAGACCCAGAUGGACGUAGUUUACACAUUCCAGACCGGCGCCUCCUCUUUGCAGGGAGCCCUCAGGAGACAGCCUUCCAUCGUGAGCCAGCACCACGAUGUAAAAAAUGUUUCUAGCCCAACCCAUGUAGCUCUUUCCUCCGUCAAUUCCACUCCCACCACUUCUGCUGUUGCUGCUGCUGCAUCUCCUCCUGCGGGCAGUGAGUGAUGGUCUCUAUUACAAUGCAUGACUUUAAUAACACUGAGAGCACCUGCACCCCCCUAACCCCGCCUGGUUCUCUCCCUCUCAGCCUUCACUCACACACUCAGUCCCCAACCUGAAGGACGGGGCGGGAAACCUUUCAAAACCCCAGUUUUUUAUGCUGUUAACAAAGUUACGAACCUUUCUGGUCCUUUCCCCCCCCAGUUCCUUGUUGCUUCCUCCAGUUUUACCUCUUCUCCUCCUUUGCAGGGCUGGUGUUUGAGCCCACCCU
Molecule: messenger RNA, 4221 nt
Organism: Passer domesticus (house sparrow)
Lineage: Eukaryota; Metazoa; Chordata; Aves; Passeriformes; Passeridae
Gene: ATP2B4
Product: ATPase plasma membrane Ca2+ transporting 4
Exons: 22
Coding region: 438-3956 (1172 amino acids)
Biological process (GO): regulation of cytosolic calcium ion concentration; calcium ion transmembrane transport
Cellular component (GO): intracellular membrane-bounded organelle; plasma membrane
Molecular function (GO): ATP binding; PDZ domain binding; P-type calcium transporter activity
Source: RefSeq, a predicted model, not a curated record